UCAUGAAAUUCAUGUGCUUCUUGUUAUUUGUUUUUAUUCAUAGGUUAUUUGUUUGGUAUUGGGGGUGUUUAUUGAAUGAACAACACUUAGUUUUAUGCCAAUGAUAUUAGGAUGUUAGACCCUUUUGUUUUGUAAUGAUUCAAAAGUUUAAAAAAUCCAUACAGCCAGAAACAAAGCAAAUACGUGCAUCAUAAUCUUUAAAUACUACUUUUCUGCUCUAAAGUCAUACAAGAUGGAAUCAGUAUUUAAAGCAAUGGAAACGACAGAACCCAGUCGACACUCCUUACAACUUAUGCAGCCAAACAGUGCAGCGAUUACAAGUCCCUCUGCUCGAUUACUUUUUUCUACUAUGGCACCAUAUGAGCUCCACAAACGUUUAAUAAACGAUUAUUAUCUAUGUCGGAAAGGUGCUACCUCUCUUUUACAAAGGGAUACUUCCAGAGAUAAAACUGAUUAUGAUGUUUUACGUGACAACCAUCGUUUUCUGUGGGAUGAAGCUGAUCAUCCAGACACUUGGGAAGCACAGCUUGCUAAAAAAUAUCAUGACAAGUUAUUUAAAGAAUAUUGCAUCUGUGAUUUAACAAUGUUCAAAUCCAACAAGGUUGCUAUGAGAUGGCGGACAGAACCUGAACUUAUUUCUGGUAGAGGACAAUUCACAUGUGGCGAAAAGCAUUGCUCUAAUCGUGAUGGUUUAAAAACAUGGGAGAUCAAUUUUGCUUAUCAAGAACAAGGAGAGAAAAAGAAUGCACUGGUCAAGCUUCGACUCUGCCCUGAAUGCUCAUCAAAACUGAAUCAUGGCUCAAAGAAACGAGAAGUUAAACGCAUCCAGAAAAAGAAGACAGGAAAAAGGAAACAGCAGACGGAGAAAAGGAAAGGGAAAGAUGAAAGACAGCAGCCCACCAGCUCAACAAAGACCUCUGAUGACAGUGAGAGUACAGAAGAAAAGACUGAAAGUGAAAUGUCAAGAAUUUGGAAGGAAACAGGGAGACCCGAUGAAGAGAAAGCACGUGAAGAAGAAUUUGAGGAAUAUCUCGAAGAUCUGUUUUUGUAGUGUGAGGGGAGACUUGGGCAUGUUUGAGAGAAGGUAAUGUUAUAUUAAAUCUAGAUCAUUGCA
Frankliniella occidentalis (western flower thrips) is the source of this 1114-nucleotide messenger RNA. RefSeq names its product protein FRA10AC1. The coding region runs from base 233 to 1051 and encodes 272 amino acids. The record is from RefSeq and is a predicted model, not a curated record. The transcript is spliced from 5 exons. Gene Ontology annotation, molecular function: phosphatase activity. Gene Ontology annotation, biological process: dephosphorylation. NCBI's taxonomy places the organism in Eukaryota, Metazoa, Arthropoda, Insecta, Thysanoptera, Thripidae.